AUGACGUGUAUGAGUAUCGCGCAGUUAGAAUUAUUGCAAUUCAUAGAACAUAUAGAUAUCAUGCAUCUAGGAUUUUUCAUGAUAGCUACAGCAUUGGAUUUCUUUGAAUUGAUGCCAAAAUCUAUCAUUAUCGGAAAAUUGGUCAACAAAAUUCGAGAGGUGAAUGACUUCUUUUUCAUGACUGUGAUGCUGCCAAUAUCUAUGUGCGUGUGUAGCGGUUUUUGGUCUGCAUGGGUAUUAUUUAACGACAUUAUUUAUCCAUCAGCUGUAAACAAUGUCGUACCAGUAUUUAUCAAUCACGUGUCGCAUACCACUCCUAUUUUCGUUGUGUUUAUUGAAUUGUGUCUCUGUUAUCAUGCAUCGCCAAGAGUGAAACCCUCCAUUGUYAGCCUCGUCUCCGUCGAAACUAUUUACCUAUUAACGUAAGAAACUGUCUAUAAUA
This is a messenger RNA of Diuraphis noxia (Russian wheat aphid), 442 nucleotides long. RefSeq names its product androgen-dependent TFPI-regulating protein-like. Gene Ontology annotation, cellular component: membrane; endomembrane system. NCBI's taxonomy places the organism in Eukaryota, Metazoa, Arthropoda, Insecta, Hemiptera, Aphididae. The record is from RefSeq and is a predicted model, not a curated record.